UCUGGACUGUCCCUGACACAAGCGCACUUCAUCCGUCCACCUUCCACAUCCUAGCAAAAUAAUAUGAAAAAAUUAGACACUCUUGAAGAUGUUCCGCUCGUAACCGAGGAAAACGAUGAUAGCCGGUUAGGGGCAAGGAAAGCUAAAUGGCUGAAUUCAAGAAAGCGGCCUGCUCAGAUAUGCCUCUGGCUUUUCCUCCUAGAGUGCGCCAACGCAUUGCUGUUCGUAGGCGGUGCCAUAAUCCUAACAAGAUCAAGGCGGCCGACACCUCAUGAUCUAGACGACUAUCAACAGCUACAUCGUUUUAAUAAGUCGUCAGGAUACGUCAGUGAUGAUAAAUGGGACCUUCAAGACUUUCUGUCAGAUGCGGUUUGGGAUAGGAUUUACCUGGAGUACGGUUUUGUGUCUAUCAACGAGGACUGGGCUAGUGAUCAUGGAAUUCCCGUCUCUGCACCGACCCCGGAAACCCCCGGGGAGAUGGUUUACCAGCUAGAUGUUUUCCAUAAUCUUCAUUGUUUGUCAAGGAUCCGACAACGCAUUCUCUCCAAUGAGACUGGUCCUCAUGACCUUCAUACCCUCCACUGCCUGAACUACGUACGGCAGGCCGUUAUGUGCAAUGUGGACCUGUUGCUUCACGUCACUCACGACUACGAGGGGAUUGAUUUUAAUCAACCGCAUACGUGUAGAGACUUUGAGGCCGUGGAGCGCUGGACGCAAGAUAACAGAUGGGAGGGUUUCUUGGAAUGGAGCUUGGAAAACCAAGCAGGUCACCAUAGUAACCAACAUUCAUAACGGGUAAAAUUGGGAAACAUAGGAACUAUUUCGAGUUCUCUCGAAAUCUAGUAGAUGAGAGUUGGUGUUGAAUCAUACCUAUCUGAACAUUUUCUCUCACUACCUACCUAGGUACCUAGUAUCAUUAAAGGGGGUCUGCCCAGGUG
Annulohypoxylon maeteangense is the source of this 938-nucleotide messenger RNA. RefSeq lists its product as uncharacterized. The transcript has 4 exons. Gene Ontology annotation, biological process: mycotoxin biosynthetic process. The coding region runs from base 64 to 792 and encodes 242 amino acids. NCBI's taxonomy places the organism in Eukaryota, Fungi, Ascomycota, Sordariomycetes, Xylariales, Hypoxylaceae. The record is from RefSeq and is a predicted model, not a curated record.